AUGGGCGAUCGCAUAGACUCGGAUCCCGCAGAGGAGUCCGAGCAGCAACUGGAGCAAAAUGCCGACAUUGACUUUGUGACCUUUGGCAUGCUCAUUAUCGAUGAUAUUGAUUUCCCUCCUCCAACGCCGCCUCGCAACAACGUUCUUGGAGGUGGUGGCUCUUAUGCUGCCCUUGGCGCCCGCCUCUUCUCUCCUCAGCCGCUUUCGACGACGGUGGGAUGGAUUGUCGACCAGGGCUCCGACUUCCCGCCGUCUGUCACUUCGCUGAUCGACAGCUGGAACACUUCGGCCGUGGUGCGCCAUGAUGCCGACCGAUUGACCACUCGAGGAUGGAACGGGUACGAUGGCCCGGGUGACAAGCGCGAGUUUAAGUAUCUGACGCCCAAGAAACGCAUCACGAGCGAUGAUCUGCCGCCCAAUCUGAUCCAGUCCAAGUCCUUUCACCUCGUCUGUUCCCCGAGUCGCUGCCAGGAAUUGGUCACCACCCUCAUCUCUCGCCGCAAGGAAGCUUCGCCUCCCGAUACAUAUACCAAGCCAAUCUUCGUUUGGGAGCCUGUGCCCGACCUCUGCACGCCUGACGAGCUCCUCAACCUCACCAACACUCUGCCUCUGGUGGACGUCCUCAGUCCAAACCACAGCGAGCUUGCUGGUUUCAUGGGCGACGAUGGCUUGGACCCUGUCACCGGAGACAUCUCUACGAAGGCUGUUGAGCGCUACUGUGAGCAGCUUCUAGACAGCAUGCCACUGCAAUCGUUCGCCAUUGUUGUGCGAGCUGCUCACAAGGGCUGCUAUGUGGUCAAGAAUGGCGGACGCAAGCGCCGACCUGGCCAGAGCACCAAAACGGCUCGAAAAAAGAAUUAUACACGAGGCGGACUGCGGCCCGAUAUCGACAUGACGGCUCUAUUGGCCGAUCUUAUCCGUGACGAAGAUGGUGGCAUCGUUCGCGAUGAGUUUGAAGUCGACCCUGGCGUCGAGCGAUGGAUCCCAGCCUACUUCAAGGAUAGCAGCGACGUCGUCGAUCCUACGGGUGGUGGCAACACUUUUCUUGGUGCUCUGUGCGUUGCUUUGGCUCGUGGGAAGAGCUACGAAGAAGCUGCCGUUUGGGGGAAUGUCGCAGCUAGUUUCGCGGUGCAACAGGUGGGCAUGCCGACGCUGGAAAGCGAGGAGGGUAAACCAGAGACUUGGAACGGAUGCGUUGUACUAGACCGACUGCGCGAGUUUGAGGCAAGACUUUAG
This is a messenger RNA of Trichoderma breve, 1236 nucleotides long. RefSeq names its product pfkB family carbohydrate kinase domain-containing protein. The transcript has 2 exons. Lineage: Eukaryota; Fungi; Ascomycota; Sordariomycetes; Hypocreales; Hypocreaceae. The record is from RefSeq and is a predicted model, not a curated record. Bases 1 to 1236 code for a protein of 411 amino acids.